Molecule: messenger RNA, 1201 nt
Organism: Bursaphelenchus okinawaensis
Lineage: Eukaryota; Metazoa; Nematoda; Chromadorea; Rhabditida; Aphelenchoididae
Source: the annotation of a GenBank genome assembly
AUGGUUUGCAUGUGGGUUGGUACUAAUUUUGUCAAAAUGGCUCUAUUUUGGAAAUGGCAUUAAGACACUACUGGAGGUCAAUAAAGCUUUUCAACAGUAAGUUGUGUUCUAUAUUCGGGUAUUUUUUAGGUAUAAUCCGUUCAAUGUCGACGCCGGUAAACUUUUUCACAAUGGUCGAUUUUUACGGAAGACGUCUUCGUACCACCACGAGUAGGUUUAAUGUUGGUAUUAAAUAACGUUUCAGGGCUAUAUUUGCGAUUGAAAGCUACUUUUCGAAUGAAGGUGUCUACAACCUUGCUAAUGCUUGUUGUCAAGUAUCGUUGUACUUGACUGUACUCUAUUACGGCUUCAUUAUUAUGCUUAGCAAGUAUAUGGCUGACAAACCAGCUUACUCGUUGAAGGCACCACUUUUUGCUUGGAAUGUUGGUCUAGCCGUGUUUAGCACUUUUGGUGCUUGGAGAAUAGGACAGGUAGGUAAUGAUGAUUUAUUGUGGUAUUUUCUAGGAAUUUUUCGCUCGGUUACAAAUUGAAGGGUUUACACAAACUGUUUGUUUGUUGCCUAACGAGUUCACUCCUACUACCUUCUGGAUGAUCGCUUUUGCGCUGUCGAAGAUCGUGGAAUUUGGCGAUACUGUUUUUGUCGUUUUGAGGAAGAAACCUCUUAUAUUUUUACAUUAUUAUCACCAUGCGGUUACACUAGUGUAUUCUUUCCACUCUGGUAAUCAUUUUUACUGUUUUCUUUUAUCAUAGUCCUUUUAGCGUUUUACGAUUAUGUCAUCAUUUCAUCGUAGUGUUGUAGUAUUUUUACUGGUAUUUAAAUUUAGGAGCUCACGUGUCUUCUACUGGUGUAUUCUUUGCGUGGAUGAACUAUACAGUUCAUACUGUCAUGUACGCUUACUACGCCGUAAGUGCCCUAGGUGUUCGGUUGCCUAAGAAGCUGGCUAUGUGCAUUACUGUUCUACAAACUAUCCAGAUGUUCUUUGGGGUUGGUGUCAGCUGUUAUGCGUUUUACUUGAAAGCGUUUACAAAUCACUUGUAAGUACUGUUUUAAAGGAGUAUAUACUUUACUUUAUUUAGCUGCCAAGUCAGUCUACCCAACUUGUAUUUGGCAUUCUUUAUUUACGUAACAUUUGCCGGAUUGUUCUUACAAUUCUUUUAUGGAGCAUAUGUGAAGCGGACGAAGAAAGUAAAAAAAUCAUAA